Arvicola amphibius (Eurasian water vole) is the source of this 1545-nucleotide messenger RNA. RefSeq names its product C-terminal-binding protein 2-like. NCBI's taxonomy places the organism in Eukaryota, Metazoa, Chordata, Mammalia, Rodentia, Cricetidae. The transcript has a single exon. The record is from RefSeq and is a predicted model, not a curated record. Gene Ontology annotation, molecular function: transcription corepressor activity; oxidoreductase activity, acting on the CH-OH group of donors, NAD or NADP as acceptor; NAD binding. The coding region runs from base 208 to 1545 and encodes 445 amino acids.
GGUUUCCUCACCGUAAAUGCUUGUGAACCGGUGAAGCUGCACCCCCCUCAAAAAGACGGACAUCCCCUCAAGUGAGCUGUAGUGUUUGUGGACGCAUUUAUAUCGGGUUCAUAGUGACGCAAUGCACGCAGACUCCUGCGAGUUCCCCUAAGUUCUUAGCGGACUGCUUUGCCUUUUGAAUCAGAGAGUUGCAAAGUUCGAUAAAGAAUGGCCCUUGUGGAUAAGCACAGAGUCAAGCGACAGCGAUUGGACAGAAUUUGUGAAGGUAUCCGCCCCCAGAUCAUGAACGGCCCCCUGCACCCCCGCCCCCUCGUGGCACUGCUGGAUGGCAGAGACUGUACUGUGGAAAUGCCCAUCCUGAAGGACCUGGCCACUGUGGCCUUCUGCGAUGCACAGUCCACUCAGGAAAUCCAUGAGAAGGUAUUGAAUGAGGCUGUGGGUGCCAUGAUGUACCACACUAUCACCCUCACCAGGGAAGACCUGGAAAAGUUCAAGGCUCUGCGAGUGAUCGUGCGAAUUGGCAGUGGUUAUGAUAACGUGGACAUCAAGGCUGCUGGUGAGCUCGGGAUCGCUGUUUGCAACAUCCCGUCCGCUGCAGUGGAGGAGACAGCCGAUUCCACCGUCUGCCACAUCCUCAAUCUGUACCGGCGAAACACGUGGCUAUACCAAGCCCUACGAGAAGGCACACGGGUACAAAGUGUGGAACAGAUCCGUGAGGUUGCCUCAGGAGCUGCUCGCAUCCGAGGGGAAACACUGGGCCUCAUCGGCUUUGGUCGCACAGGGCAGGCAGUUGCAGUUCGAGCCAAGGCCUUUGGAUUCAGCGUCAUAUUUUAUGACCCCUACUUACAGGAUGGGAUAGAGCGGUCUCCGGGCGUGCAAAGGGUCUACACUCUGCAGGACUUGCUGUAUCAGAGCGACUGUGUCUCCCUGCACUGCAACCUGAAUGAGCAUAACCACCACCUCAUCAACGACUUCACUAUUAAGCAGAUGAGGCAAGGAGCAUUCCUUGUGAACGCAGCCCGAGGAGGUUUGGUGGAUGAGAAAGCCUUAGCUCAGGCCCUCAAAGAGGGAAGGAUACGAGGAGCAGCCCUCGAUGUGCACGAAUCUGAGCCCUUUAGCUUCGCUCAGGGCCCGUUGAAAGACGCACCAAAUCUCAUCUGCACGCCACACACAGCCUGGUACAGUGAACAAGCAUCACUAGAGAUGAGGGAAGCAGCAGCCACUGAGAUCCGCCAAGCAAUCACAGGUCGCAUCCCAGAAAGCUUGCGAAACUGUGUCAACAAAGAAUUCUUCGUUACUUCAGCUCCUUGGUCAGUCAUUGACCAGCAAGCAAUUCAUCCCGAGCUCAAUGGUGCCACAUACAGGUAUCCACCAGGCAUCGUUGGGGUGGCUCCAGGAGGGCUUCCUGCAGCAAUGGAAGGGAUCAUCCCUGGAGACAUCCCGGUGACUCACAACCUCCCCACAGUGGCACAUCCUUCCCAAGCUCCCUCCCCCAAUCAGCCCACAAAACAUGGGGACAAUCAGGAGCACCCCAACGAGCAAUAG